Molecule: messenger RNA, 1950 nt
Organism: Aspergillus ochraceoroseus IBT 24754
Lineage: Eukaryota; Fungi; Ascomycota; Eurotiomycetes; Eurotiales; Aspergillaceae
Product: NAD-dependent epimerase/dehydratase family protein
Exons: 1
Coding region: 340-1626 (428 amino acids)
Biological process (GO): beta-D-galactose catabolic process via UDP-galactose, Leloir pathway
Cellular component (GO): cytosol
Molecular function (GO): UDP-glucose 4-epimerase activity
Source: RefSeq, a predicted model, not a curated record
CCCGUCUCGCAUUCGUUAGCUUUUAAGGAUUAUGCGCUGUUGUAAAUAAGCAAGUCACGAAUCACGAUAUCUUCGCCUGACCUAGCCAGAAUCAGGAGCGGUUACAUCAAAGAGUCCAGCAGCAGCCCAUGUCCUUCGUUGACAAACUUGAGAAAGUAUAAAAAUUUGUGAACUCCUUUCUUUGGGUAUUCAAUCUCGAGUCACUCACACUUGUUGUUGAAGUUUGACUGGAUAAAUUUCUCCCGCUCUUUGGGGUCUCUUGUUGCAUUUGACCAAGCGUCUUGUUUGUUUCACAUAUCCUUUACCAAUAAUUGCAUUUCGUCUUCGAAGGCGUCGAUGAUGGAGAGUCCUCAACAGUCAGACGCAAGCUCUCCUACGGAACCUUGUUCUCCGACAUGCGUAGAUACACCGGCAACGCAGUUCUCCGUCUUGUUUGAUGGGAGCCUGGAUGAGCUACUGCGUAACUUCCCUCUUCGACAGUACAUCCUGGUGACUGGAGGCCUCGGGUUUAUUGGAAGUCACACAACGUUAGAGCUGCUCAAGGCCAGUUAUAACGUAAUCGUGAUCGACAAUCUCAGCAACUCGUUCCAUAGCGUUUUCAACCGCAUCAAACUGCUGGCGCUGAAGCACCACGAAGAGCAGGGAUCACAAAUGCCGGCCUUACAUUUGCAUGCUCACGACUACCGGGAUACGAGUGCCUUGCAAAGCCUUCUCGAACAGUACCAGAUCCAGUCCAGAUGGGGCUCCCCAAAGUCUAAGAUUGCUGGGGUCAUUCACUUUGCCGCCUAUAAGGCAGUUGAAGAAAGUAUCCGAAAUCCUUUGAAAUACUAUGCCAACAACGUGAGUGGUCUUAUCGAUUUUGCCACAACCUUGGGGCAUUUUGGUAUUAAAACGUUCAUAUUUUCUUCAUCCGCCACCGUGUAUGGUACUUUGGCGACUUCUGGUCUCCCACUGAAGGAGGAGCUCUGCGUCCAUAAGGAGGAAAUUUUCCACGGCUCAGACGGGAUUGGUAGAACUGUCUUGCCCGGGUGCACGGGAAUUACAAACCCAUAUGGACGAACAAAAUGGAUUUGCGAAGCCAUUCUUGCGGAUCUAGCAGCCUCGGAUCCUGAAUGGACUAUUGUGGCUCUCCGUUAUUUUAACCCAAUCGGCUGCGACGAAUCCGGUCUACUGGGAGAGGAUCCAAGACAAACACCAACGAAUCUUCUCCCCGUGGUGGUCAAGGUUAUGACGGGAGAAUACAAGGAGCUCCAAAUGUUUGGGACGGAUUGGGAUACAGAGGAUGGUACUGCUGUCCGCGAUUUUAUCCACGUCACCGACCUGGCUCGAGGCCACAUUGCAGCCCUCGACGCAGCCAAUGAAGGGAAGCUGAUUGAGAACUUCCGCACCUUCAAUUUAGGCACCGGAAAAGGCCACUCAGUAAUGGAGGUGGUUGACACUAUGGAAAACGUGUCUUGCAAACAAAUUCCAACUAGGGCUGCUCCUAGGCGCCCGGGUGAUGUUGGUUCCUGUGUGGCAGUUGCCACCAGAUCUGAACAAGAGCUUCGCUGGAAAACAGAGAAGACCUUGGAGGAUGCAUGUGACAGUCUGUGUAAUUUCUUGAAUAUCAGCGGUCUGUCAACUUAAUGUUGCUAUGUUUCAGUCUGUUUCCUUCCUGAUAUGUGGCGUUUGGUGUUCUGGUUCACCCCUUCCCAACACUCUGGCUUCGCUCUCUUGAUUUGAUGUUUUUCAAGACCCCAUUUUCUUUUGUCUUAUUCAUUUGCAUGAUAGAAAGAUUGUUUGAGACGCAUGUCACAACGCACAGCCUCUGUCAGACACCAGUGUAGUAUAUCCUGAUAUAUUUGGCUUUGUGAGGAUGGGGUAAUGAUUUGACGGGCUAGUGUCAGAGUGCACCGCGUUGGUAUCUCUCAUAAUGAUUAAUAUAAUAAAAAAAGCUUUCUUCACAUCAUC